AUGUACCGCUGGGAUGGUUCCUUCGACUUCAAGCGGAGGGAAGAUUGGGAUUACAAGCAUUCCUUCAAUUUCAUGGCGGGAUGGCUUGGACAAGACGAAACCAAAGAAGCGCAGAGACGGAAAAAAAAGAUGGGAACGGUUGAUGAACAAGCGCCUCCGCUUCCAAAGGACGACAGCUUGGUCGAAACGAUCGAAAAGACGGCGAAACAUGUGCACAAGUCGAACGAUCCAACGGUUUUCGAGCACUUGGUGCAGGAGAAGAACAAGGGCAGAUCCGGAUGGGACUUCCUUCGAGAAGGUGGUGAAGGUCGUGACUACUACCUUUUCUGCCUGCACUGUUGUGAACGCGAGGUUGAUCCCAGACCGAUGGCAUUACAUGCCCGAAAAGUGAAAGAAGACCGGGAAUUGAAGCAGGUUCACAGAUGUUCACAGCACUUUCCAGUCAUCUUAAUCAUCUUCACUUUGAAUUUCUUCAUCAUCCCAUGGUCAUUUCAUCCCAUUUUUCCCAUGGUGGAGCCCCCAUCCCCCGGUGGUGCCACCGGUGCCGGUCACCGCGGCGCCUACUUCGCCGCGCUGCUGGCGUCGAGCGACGCCCUGCGGCUGACCUCGGGCACCGAGGGCCUGGGCCUGGCGCUGCGCCGCGCCGCGUCGACGGCGGAGGAGAUCUACCGGGGCCGGGCGCUGGCGGUGCAUCGCCAUGACGCCAGGUGUGAGGAGGUGGAGGCCAUCUGCAAGGCACGUCCAUGUUUUCUUCCACCCUCUUGCUACUGCGCUGCUCUGAGCUCGUUGCUGCAAAGCACGGCCGAAAGUGACCUCCUGCACAGCCUGCUGUCGCUGUCCAAACCUGAUCGCAUUGCCCGGCGGGCGCCGGGAAUCAGCAGUGGCGACACUGGUCCAUGUGACAUCACUGCGCGAGAGAUACUGCGACAGUCAGAUCUGGCAGAAGACCUACUUCCACUCUACAGCGACCUGGCGCGAAUCUGGAAAUACAACGCCUUUGAUACUGGAGAUGGACGAAUGGCCAUCUUUCUUCUGCCCUCCUUGUGCAAUCAUAGCUGUUUGCCCGCUGCGGAGUACACCUUGUGCGAUGAUGAUGGCACUGUAGAAAUGCUUCUCUUUUCCUUGCGCGACUUGGAAGCUGGAGAUCCGCUGACCAUUUGUUACAUCGAGAACAACGAGAAGCACCGGAGCAGUCGCAUGGCACGAAGGAACACCCUGGCGGAAGGCUGGCUAAGUGUGCAGAUAUGGAACUUGGAAAGCUGCAAUCCGAGACCUGAUGCUCCAGCAGGUUUUGCCAAACUGCUGUGUCGCCCGUUGUGCUGGAUGUCCUUAGCCCGGACAAGAGGCAAGAUUCUCCUUGAGGUUUUGCAGGAGAACCAUGGAGAACCUGGUGGAGAGGGUGAAACUUUGGCCUGCCAAGACCGGCUUCUUGGGCAAUGUUUGGGGUUUGCACUCUGGGGUGCAAGUCAAGGGUCGUCUGCUGCCACUUCAGAGGCUUCCAAAAGGAUGUCGCUUUUGAGUUCAGAGCGCUUGACGUGCCCGUGGUGUACGAUUUGA
This is a messenger RNA of Cladocopium goreaui, 1557 nucleotides long. NCBI's taxonomy places the organism in Eukaryota, Dinophyceae, Suessiales, Symbiodiniaceae. The record is from the annotation of a GenBank genome assembly.